This is a messenger RNA of Asparagus officinalis (garden asparagus), 2942 nucleotides long. RefSeq names its product pentatricopeptide repeat-containing protein At2g36980, mitochondrial-like. Gene Ontology annotation, molecular function: RNA binding; protein binding. The transcript has a single exon. Gene Ontology annotation, biological process: RNA modification. Lineage: Eukaryota; Viridiplantae; Streptophyta; Magnoliopsida; Asparagales; Asparagaceae. The record is from RefSeq and is a predicted model, not a curated record. The coding region runs from base 103 to 1950 and encodes 615 amino acids.
UCUUUAAUAAAUGGAGAGAGCUUCCACGUCUAACUUUACUCCUCUCAGCCUAUUGCUGACGAAAAUGCUCAGCCGUAAACCCCCAAAAUUCUCUUUCCCAAAAUGCCCCCACCAUCCUUCGUCCUCACCACAAACAAAAUCCUCUCCCUCGCGCGCUCCGGUCUCAUCGCCUCCGCCCGCAGACUGUUCGACGAAAUGCCUGAACGAGACACAAUCUCAUGGAACGCAAUGCUCACGGCCUACUGCAACUCAAACCUCCCCGACAAAACUCUCUCCCUUUUCUCCUCCAUGAUCUCCUCCUCCGCCGCCAAACCCGACCACUUCACCCUCACCGCCGCCCUCUCCGCCGCCUCCGACGCACGUGAACUCCGCACCGGGACCCAGCUCCACUCCUUCUCUCUCCGCUCUGGCUUCAACUCGUUGCCUGUUACCAACUCUAUUGUUGAUAUGUAUGGCAAGUGCUCUUGCCCUUGUGACGCCGAAAGGGUAUUUGAAUCGAUGGAGGAGAGGAAUGUGGUCUCUUGGUGCUGUCUCAUUCAUGGUUUUGCUUAUUCAGGGAUUUUGGAGAAGGCCCAUCAACUGUUCGACGAAAUGCCGAGUAAGAAUACUGUGGCUUGGAAUGUUUUGAUCAUGGGUUGUACACUAUGCAAUGAGCCGGAGAUGUCGAUGGGUUUGUUUAGGAAGAUGCUGGUUUUGGGUUUUGAAGCUGAUGCUUUGACGUUUUCAGGGGUUAUGAAUGCAUGCGCUGAGAUUGAUAGACCUUGUUUUGGCGAAACGAUUCAUUCGUUGGUAGUGAAAAUUGGAUGGAUUGAUGCUGUUGAGGUUAGUAAUUCGAUCCUUAGCUUUUAUUCCGUAUUUGGUUUGAAAAAUGACGCUGUUAAGAUAUUUGAGGCGAUGAGAAUGCGAAGUCAAGUGUCAUGGAAUGCGAUGAUAGAUGCGUUCAUGAAAGGGGGUGAUGUAGAUGAAGCUAUUUCUUUGUUUAGAAAAGCACCCAAGAAGAGUAUUAUCUCAUGGACAUCGAUAGUUUCAGGGUUUGCUAGGAACAGGCAAGGAGAGGAGGCUGUAAUGGCUUUUGUGAAUAUGAUGAAAAACUACUUCAGACCCGAUGAUUUUGCAUUUGGUGCUGUUCUUCAUGCUUGUGCUAUUUUGGCAGUCAUAGGAUAUGGCAAAAUGAUCCAUAGCUCUAUCAUUAAAUCGGGUUUUGGUUCAUUUGUCUAUGUAGAGAAUGGUUUACUGAACAUGUAUGCAAAAUGUGGUGAUAUUGAAGAUGCAAACAUAGUCUUUAAUGGCAUCCAGUUGAAGGAUGUGGUAUCAUGGAACAUGAUGAUAUUAGGGUUUGCAUUGCAUGGAUGCACAUCAAAAGCUUUUGAGAUAUACAAUGAAAUGGUAGCUUCUGAUGUUGUUCCUGAUAAAGUCACAUUUUUAGGGUUACUGAUGGCUUGUAACCACUCAGGCCUUAUUGAAAAGGGGGGAGAGUUCUUUGAUGUGAUGAAAUCAGUUUAUGGGAUUUCACCUGAUAUGGACCAUUUUACCUGCAUUAUCGACAUGCUUGGGAGAUCAGGGCAUCUUAAAGAUGCUAACAAGUUGAUCGAAAAAUUUUCAGGCUCGAGUGAGGCUUUACUCAGUGUGUGUACAAAUAUUGAUAAUUUUAGGGUUUCAAAGAAAAUUGGGGAGGAAUUGGUUAGAAUUGAACCUGAGAAAGAUACAGGCUAUGUGAUGCUAUCGAACUCGUAUUGUGCUAGCGGGCAAUGGAUAGAGGCAGAGAGGGUGAGAAAGGAAAUGGUAGAGCAAGGAGUGAAGAAGGCACCUGGUUGCAGUUGGAUCGAAGUGAGAGAUAUAGUGAAGGUUUUUAUGUCUGGAAGUAGAUCAGUUGUUGAUAUGUUAGAUGUGCAUGAGAUGUUGUGGUGUUUAGAGUCUGAGAUGAGAGAUCCUGGUUUCAUUUUCUCAUAGCGAUGGUUAAUGAUUCUUGUUUCCCUUGGUGUAGACUGUAGAGCAUUAUUUGGUGUUCAAAUGGCAGUUUUGGCAAUUAAUUCUUAUGUAAUUAUGAAGGAUGAUAGGUAUGUUUUUCAAUGGCAAGUUGGCAACAGAGGACAAGUUUUUCUUGCAAAGAGAUAUGUAUACUGUUGAGGGAUUUUCUCAAUGAUCAUGAGUGACACAAGAAUGUUUAAGGUAACGGCUCGUCUAAUGAGAUGUAAACAGCUGACUUUGGAGGCUGAAAUUGAACUCCGCCAACAAGUGAUUUUUCGGCCUCCAACCUCAAAGAAGAAAUUGAAAGCAUUGAUUCAGCAAGUUGAUCUCAUUAACUGAGGAGGAUUGCUGACCUUAAUCUCAGAAUGUUCUGCAAGAGUACCAUGGAUAAUUAAAUUCCCCUUAUGUCAAUAAUAAUAUUGUUUCUAUCUGUUCCAAGAUAUGAUGUAUAGAGGGAAUAAUCUUAGAGUGCCUGCAAUGCCUCCCUAUCCAUCUUCACUGGCAACGAACAAUCAGCUAUCCAAAUUGGAGAAUCAUAUCGCAACAUGCAUACAAUGGUGGGUUUAAUAUAAGGAAUGAUUCAUGCCCUUAAGCUUGGAGCUUUACGACAAGGCGAUACUGGAAAUGGACAUGAAGUUAGGGUUUUCUUUGUUAUAUUUCGUCUAACAUUUGGUGGAUUUGUUUGACGAAGUGAAGGACAUUAGAUUGGGAUCGAAAUCUGUGGUGGUUGUGCUCUGCUUUUCUAUGGUACAUUGUGGUUGAACUAUUUGUUCUGUAAUAUAUGUUUAUUGACUUAGGGGACGCUUGGUAGCUUGCAACUAUUGACUUAGGGGGCGCUUGGUAGCUUGCAACUAUAGUUGCAAUGCAAGUGUUACUUGCAUGGAACUGAUGCAUUGCAACUAUUCUUGAAUGCAACUACAGUUGCAAUUGUUUGGUUUAAAUUUUAACUUUUACAACUUGCAGUUGUAGCUAUU